Neodiprion virginianus is the source of this 1324-nucleotide messenger RNA. RefSeq lists its product as uncharacterized. Bases 796 to 1212 code for a protein of 138 amino acids. The transcript has 5 exons. NCBI's taxonomy places the organism in Eukaryota, Metazoa, Arthropoda, Insecta, Hymenoptera, Diprionidae. The record is from RefSeq and is a predicted model, not a curated record.
CGAACACGUGUCGAUGUCGGUCUCUGGACGAUAGACACGAGGGCACCCGAAGCCGAGGUGCACGGGAUGAAUUGAGGGAAGUCGAGCCCGAAAAAACCGCGUCCACUAUUAAACAAGUGUAGUAAAAAUGGCCAGCUGACCGGAAUGUUUUGCAUACAUUUGUUUAAAUGUUAAAUUAUCACGAAGCUCGCGCUUUCACGAAUAACCAUUUCAUAACUCUUAUGUAGGAAAUAUGUGAAUUCGCAGAUUUGAAACCGGAAAACUGUUACAAUUAAUCGUAAUAACCACGAUCUGCAGUUCGGUAUUGAAUUUCAAAAAACUUUAAUUACUCAGUGAGAAAUAGUGACGUUGUGAAUAAAAGAAAUAAUUUUUAUAGAGUCAAACGGCUGGAAUCUUCACCGAAGCUGCACUAAAUUCUGCCCCCCCCCCCCCCCCCCCCCCACCUAAAAAAACAGUCUUUUUUUGUUGUUCGUUUGUUUCUCGUAUUUUAUUUGAAGGGACAGGAUUUUGUGUUCAUGGAUUAGUAAGAACCAAGCGAUUCUUCGUUUAAAGUUGUACAGGACGAAUUAAUUACUGCCGAUUGAAACUUGUGCCUAAUCCUUGGAAGUGCGGAUUGGAAAAUGGAUGUUUUGAGCCUCAAGAGGAGUUGGAUCGAGGACUGAAAGACCGGCUGGAAGUAAUCUGAUCCAACGAUUUUUUGUUCCUUCAUUUUUCUUUCCAACUCUCCAACUUAAUUUGUUAAACCACAAUGUCAGCUUGAUCGCCGUUUAGACGUGCUCAACGAGGAUCGGAAAAAUGUCGGUCGAGGUGAGAGCGGGACGUCCCACAGUGCCAUCGGCCCCUCAAUCGAAGAGACCCACCAUCCUGGUGUAUCCAACGGUUUCCCCGGAGAGCAUUAUAGUGCCUAUUGUUUCCUGUAUACUUGGAUUCCCUCUACUCGCUCUUUUGGUCAUCUGCUGCCUGAGGAGGCGUGCGAAACUAGCGAGAGAACGAGCCAGGAGGAGAAAUUGUGACAUGGACCACGGCGCGCUGAGUCUUGUCAGGUUCAGCCCCAUCCAUCGACUCGCUGGAGUCGGGAGAACCAACAGGGCUGUAUCUCUGAGGAGCGAAAGGGGCUCUCGGGCAUUUCCAACCCUGGAACUGGACACAGUCGUCGAGGAGCGAUCGGACCCGGAACAAAGUACGGCCCUGGAACUGAGUAGUCCUGACUAGCAUACGGCUCUCGCGGCACCGCCAAGGUGGGACCAUUAAAAACCAAAUCGCCGAGGGGAUCGACGGUUCUGGUCGUGCCACCCCCAGUGGAUCGCAGCCCCCUUUGGACGGC